Aspergillus wentii DTO 134E9 is the source of this 3062-nucleotide messenger RNA. Its product is annotated as calpain-like protease PalBory. The transcript is spliced from 4 exons. Lineage: Eukaryota; Fungi; Ascomycota; Eurotiomycetes; Eurotiales; Aspergillaceae. Gene Ontology annotation, biological process: proteolysis. Gene Ontology annotation, molecular function: calcium-dependent cysteine-type endopeptidase activity. The record is from RefSeq and is a predicted model, not a curated record. Bases 353 to 2923 code for a protein of 856 amino acids.
CCCGCCCCUCGCCGCCGACCUGCAUCAUCAAUCCUGACUAAUUAACUGGAUAUUGGGGUCAUUUGAAACUCAAAGUGAAGGUCCUGAUUGCACUCUAAUUGGUAUCUGUCCCAUAUCGUCAUCACUUGGCUGGAAUUGACCCCGGAAUUUACUUCAACACACUCGGAAUUAUCCAGCUCGGAGAAAUCACGGGGCUCGGAUAACCUAAGCAGCAGCACUAUGUCUGUUUGAUAGCUAGUGUUGCUCAACUGGUGUCUGUACGACCAUUGCGGGGACAGACCCCAAAGUGUGACAGUGGCGAUCCUAGUCGCGCAUCCCUCGAUUCAUAACUGCCGUGGUCAUCGGGGUCAGAAUGUCGAAUCCCGGCAUUUCGAUGCAAAAGUCCUUGCUUGCUCAGGCUUUGAAAGCCGAACGGGAUGUAUCCACUGCUACGUCUCAGACACAGGCUUUGGAGGCUGCUAUCAAUGCGACUGAACACUAUAUGAGAGCUUUGAAAUUGACUACUGCUCCGAAAGACAAACAGAAAUUAGACGCAAAAUGCAAAGAAUUGCUUACCAGAGCAGAGAGGAUCAAGGAGACCAAGAACUGGAAGUCCACAGCAGGUGACAACAAUGCGCCCGGGCUACGGACACCGGUAUCAACACGAAAGCUCACAACCCGUGAGGAAAUCAUUCUUCUCGAAGGAGCAAAACUGAAUGGUUUUAUUUUCCCACCAUGGGUCAGCUCUCCCAGCCCAGAAGAAUUCGAGCAGGACCGGGGAAACAGGCUGUUUACAGAUGAGCCCGAUCUUCACCUUUCUAGUCUACAAAGAAAAAUAUUUGGGGGCUGGAAAAGACCCCGAGACCUGCUGUUUGAGAUUGUGGAAGACGAGGACGUGAAAACCCCAGUAAUGGCCGUUUCGGGGAAGACCGAUCUCGUACAAGAUGUUUUGACGGACUGCUCGGUUGUUGCGAGUCUCUGUGCCACAGUAUCAAGGGCUGAACGUGGCUUGGGCAAGCAUCUUCUCCCAGUGAUCUACCCCUGCCAAGACGAAGAGGUAGAUUCCAUGCUUUCACCUUCUGGGAAAUACAUCUUUUGUUUCUAUUUCAACGGGUGUUUUCGGAAGGUUGUCAUAGAUGAUCGGCUACCCUCGUCCAAAACCUCAAGAUCACUUCAUGUGAUUGACCGAAAUAACCCUAAUUUUCUGUGGCCUGCCCUUGUAGAAAAAGCGUACCUAAAGCUCCGGGGAGGAUAUGAUUUCCCAGGAAGCAAUUCUGGCACCGAUUUGUGGGUCUUAACAGGUUGGAUUCCCGAGCAAGUAUUCCUGCAUCAUGAGGAUGUGACUUAUGAACAACUCUGGAAGCGAUUGUUCAAAGCCUUCCACUAUGGUGAUGUUCUGUUGACUAUUGGCACGGGGAAACUCACCGAGAGGGAGCAGCAAGGACUAGGCCUUGUUAGCGAGCAUGAUUAUGUUAUCCUGGAGAUGAAUGAGUCCAACGGACGUCGCCAAAUGCUGGUGAAAAACCCCUGGGCUGGAGAAGAGCCUGUGCAGAGAGCCACCGAUUUUAGAUCUGAAUCGACAGAGUCAGCGCAUGACUUAAUGUCCCUUGCCCCGGGAACCUUUUGGAUGGACUUUGAAAGAGUCGGUCAGAAUUUUGAGAAUCUCUACCUCAAUUGGAACCCGGGACUGUUCAAGCACCGCGAGGAUAUCCACUUUACAUGGGAUCUCUCCAGUGGGAGAGGUAUCACGGGCUGUUUUGUCAAGAACCCCCAGUUCGCAAUAUCCACUGAAAUGGGAGGUACCGUCUGGCUACUUCUCGGCAAACAUUUUAGAACGACUGAGCGAACUCGAUCUCCGAUCUCUAGCCAUUCGUUCCCAGGGAAUGGAGAAUCGGGAUUCAUAAGCAUAUAUGUCUUCAAGGCAGAUGGGAAAAGGGUCUCUCUAACGGAUGGUGCUCUCCAUCGUGGACCUUAUGUGGACUCACCCAAUACCCUCAUGAGGCUUGAGAUGCCUCCCAAGACGACUUACACUGCGGUGAUCUCAGAACAAUCGUUGCCCUCCUUGAGCCAAAGUUUUACAUUAUCUGCCUUUUCCACUUCCCCUGUGCAUCUUGCUCAUUCGAAAGACAAACAUACGUGCGUGACCAAGAAGCAUGGGAGUUGGACACUUUCGACAGCGGGCGGUAAUGCGGAAUCUGCUCGUUAUUCCUUCAACCCGCAAUUCAGCCUCAAGAUAUCCGAACCGACGGAUUUGUCUAUCCUGCUGGAAUGCUCUGAAACAGAGAUAGCCAUCCACGCCAAGCUGUUCUGGUCAAAUGGCAAGCGCAUAUCGAGAGUACAAAGCCGCGACAUCAUCGGUGAUAGUGGUGACUACCGUCGUGGCGGUGCUCUUGUCGAGGCGAAGGCUUUAGAUAAGGGCAUAUAUACUAUUGUCUGCUCUACCUUUGCUCCGGAUCAACUUAGCCGAUUCACUCUUUGGGUCUCUUCCAAAAUCCCGUGUGAAGUAAAACCACUUGCGCCAGAGUCAGCAGGACGGCGAGCGGUAAUUUCGGACAUUGGUGUUCUACCUCCAGGGAAGGACAGAAUGCUGGCCCCCUUGCAGGUGCCGCGACUGACACGGAUCAAGCUUAUUGCGCGCAGCAGGCUGUCCAUAAUUGGUAGUCGUCCUGUUGGGCCUUCACCGGUGUUGAUGACUGUAGAACUAGGCCAAGGCCCAUACAAAGAGAUUAUGGCAACUUCUGAAGAUGGAGCUCAUAGUGAUGCGAUAUCUGGAAUCCGGGUUGACGACUUUGACUUGCAACCGGGAUUUGAACACAGCGGUGGAGUAUGGAUUGUCAUUGAACGGAUUGGAGGACUUGGUGGACAGGUCGAGGAUCAUUUUGAAGUCGAAGCUUUGGCAGAGGAACGAGUUGAGAUUGGGGAAUGGAUAGUUGAAGAUGCUUGACGAUAUGUCUUAUUGUUUUGAGGAUUUCAUACGGAACUGGUCUAUGACUGAUGAUAAAUAAUGACAGAUGGAUUGUGUCGAGAGGCACAGUAAGGAAUUUUCGUUCUAGAGUAGAAUAUGCAAUAAUAUAAGUGUCUAC